Molecule: messenger RNA, 894 nt
Organism: Daphnia magna
Lineage: Eukaryota; Metazoa; Arthropoda; Branchiopoda; Diplostraca; Daphniidae
Exons: 4
Coding region: 1-474 (157 amino acids)
Source: RefSeq, a predicted model, not a curated record
AUGAGUUUCAUGCUGUCCCUGAGAGGGUGUUCAAUUUAUUUAAACAUUUUGAAACAUUUGUUAAAGUUAUUGACAGCAUGGUUAUCUGAUUGGGCUGGUUGUAAUUUCUUUCUCUUUCUAAAGGUAUGGGUUGUGCCUGUUCAUUGCCUAAGAUGCCAUAAAGAUGACUGGUUUUGGAUCUGUGAUUGUUAUUCUGCCACAAGCGUUUUCAUCAAGAAAGCCUGGCGUAAGAUAUGGCCUCCAGAUGCAUGUAAUUGGCUAAGGAAACCGGCCAGAAGGCAGCUGAUAAAGGACAUGAAAGGAAAGAAUCAGCAAAAGAUGAAGCCUUCAGAGGAAUUGAGUCAGAAUGCUAAGGAAACCGGCCAGAAUGCUAGUGCAAAAAGACAAGAGCCGCAAGAGUCAGCUAAGGACACAACACAGCAAGGAAAGGAGUUAAUACAGGAGACAGGAUCAAAGGUAGCAGAAAAAGGAUGAGGUGAAAAUCCAGUUCAUCAAAGUUGCUAUGCAUUUUUUUCUGGUUAAAGUUAAUCAGAACUAAAUAAAGAAUUCCCAUGUGGUUGGUUUCUUCCACGUGCGGAAAAGACACAUACGAGUUGAACGGAACCAUAUGAAGAAUUCGGGCACGAGAAAUUCUUGCCUCAUCGGUCCCGUGCUACUCACCUGCCACCUAGUGCCAACCGAAGAGAACUUUCCCGGUCCUACGGCGGGACUGAUGCACGUUCCAUUCACGAUCCGUGAUUAACAAUAGACCAUACGAUUUUUCUAUUGUAGCGUUUUUCAUAUGUACAGUUAUAUUUUUAUUUUGUAUCAAACAAAGCUAAUGAAAGCGAUUUGUUUCCCUACAACAUUGUAAUUGCUGAACGCAUUUAUACACUAGAACAUUAGUGAGAUUUA